AUUAACCAGAACACAAGAAAGAACAGUACAUUUCCAAAAACACAUCAGCCUUUGUGCUUUGAGUUCUUUGGAAGGUCUCUCCAAUGGCGGCUUCUUGCAGUACUUGAUUUGGUCUACAAAUACAAACCCUUCGAAAAGCAUCUUGGAGACAUGAGCUUCAAUUCAGAGAUGUUAAGCAAAUCUUUUACAGCGGAGAGCUCCAAUGGAAGUGAUCACCAAGGAACAAUCUCCAUUAAUCCUUUUUUCACUGAGGGAUUUUGCCAUUUUAAUGAAAUCCCAAGCUCUGUUCCACAUGCUCUUUGCUCCUCAAGAUGUGCAAAUAAUUCUUCAUUUCCUCCAGUUAACACACAAGAUUCCAAGAGCUUGGGAGGAACAAAGAGGAAAAGAGAAAGUGAAAGGGAUGAAGAGAAGCAAAGAGAAGUCAUCCAUGUGAGAGCAAAAAGAGGCCAAGCUACUGACAGUCACAGUUUAGCAGAAAGGGUCAGAAGAGAGAAAAUAAAUCAGAGGUUGAGAUUCUUACAAGACUUGGUUCCAGGAUGCUACAAGACAAUGGGAAUGGCAGUAAUGUUGGAUGUGAUAAUAAACUACAUCCAAUCUUUGGAGAAUCAGAUCGAGUUCCUCUCCAUGAAGCUUUCAACUGCAAGUCGCUACUAUGAUUUCAACAACACCACUGAAACUGAUGGAAUUGAGAUAAUGCAGGCAACAAAUGGGUAUGAUGACAUGCAAGAAAUGGAAAGGAUUGUACUUGGAGAAGAAGGGUAUGGAGGAUGCUCUUACCUCCACCCUACUUUGUCACCUCUCUAACUUCGAUACAAUCUCUACACAUACACACAUUUAUAUAUAAUAAUAAUGCUUCAACUUAUAAGGCAAAUAAUACUCCGCUAAAUAAAUGUUUUAAUCCUUG
Momordica charantia (bitter melon) is the source of this 904-nucleotide messenger RNA. Its product is annotated as transcription factor BEE 3. Gene Ontology annotation, cellular component: nucleus. Gene Ontology annotation, molecular function: protein dimerization activity; DNA-binding transcription factor activity. The record is from RefSeq and is a predicted model, not a curated record. NCBI's taxonomy places the organism in Eukaryota, Viridiplantae, Streptophyta, Magnoliopsida, Cucurbitales, Cucurbitaceae. Gene Ontology annotation, biological process: regulation of DNA-templated transcription.